GCGCCCGCGUGUGCUCAGGUCAGGCAUUGGUCUGGACGCCGGGUAGCCUGUCAAAUGAAAUCGUUUAAUUUGCUAAAUAGUCUUUCUCGCACUAGAGCCCAGAGGACGAGGCCCGACGAGCCGUAGCAUCAGCAGACAUGUCGUACUGCAGGCAGGAAGGUAAAGAUCGCAUCAUCUUUGUGACGAAGGAAGACCAUGAGACACCCAGCAACGCUGAGCUGGUAGCGGAUGACCCCAACGAUCCAUACGAGGAACAGGGCCUCAUCCUGCCAAAUGGAGACAUAAACUGGAACUGCCCGUGUCUGGGCGGGAUGGCCAGCGGACCAUGCGGCUCUCAGUUUAAGGAGGCCUUCUCGUGCUUUCACUACAGUAAGGAAGAAGUGAAGGGUUCCGAGUGCAUCGACCAUUUCCGUAACAUGCAGGAGUGCAUGCAGAGGUACCCCGAGCUCUAUCCCCAGGAGAACGACAAAGACGAGUCCGCCGCCCCGUCUGACAGUGCUGCCUUAACAUCCGAGAGUCACUCUACUGCGGUCACCUCAGCUGUUUCGUCUGACAGCACCUCACCUACAGACGGCCAGACCACCAGCUAGAGUUGAUUAGGUCAGCGUUAGAGACUUGUCCAAAAGGAGCUCCAAUUGGUCUCUUCUCCUCCUCAAGCCUUCAGAGAGGGACUAUUGAUACAGUUCUGACACUCACAGGAAAUCGACGGGCCAUCAGGAGAAGAAUUUCAGAGAGACGUAGAGCGUGUACACAAAUACGAGCUGCUUCAUUGGCUGAACACUUAGGCAAAAAAAACCCUAAUUAAAUUAUCUGAUUAUUGACAGUGGGCCAAGUGAUUUGCUUCAGGGACAUCAGCCGAAAUGCUCAUUUUUAUGCAGUGCAAACAUCACUUGCUGCUUGUUCUCACGCCAGUCAGAAUUUCAGCAUGUAUCCCAAGGUCAGUUGUGCAGGAGUAUAACUAAGCAUUUAUAUUAGUUCAUCUAAGAAAUCACAGGUCGAUCUUUUGAUUUGAGUGAUGCUCAGCUUUAUUUUACCUCAGACAGUUUUUCAGCACUUCAACUUGCUUUCCACCACUCGAGACCAAAGCAGAAAUAAUCGACAAGAAAGCUGUUGAAACAUCUGUACUGUUUUAGAUGUUCUGUUUCUGACUUGUUGGCAUCAUGUACUGAGUCUCCAUCUAUAACUGUUAGUUUGGUCAUCUCUUCUGUUAGUUUUCAAUCUGGCCUGUCACAUUCACCUGUGAAUGCAUUAAUGUUUUUGUCAUGUUAAUGCAAUCAUGAGUCUUCAUUUGAAUGCUGUGGUCACCACUCGUGGUUUUUCCAGAUUAAAAUGAUUGCCUGACAUUUUCAAUCUCCAUUUUACGUUCAUUCUAAAGAGAGAGGGCAGUGUCCCAGUUUCUUGUAGGAUAAACAUUUAUAUUUAUUAGACAGUCGGCUGUGCUCAUUCUUCAAUGCUCAGAUUUAACAAGGUGCUGGAAAUGUCCUAGAGUUUUGCGUUUUUUAUUGACGUCAUAGUUUUACGCAGCUGUUGCAGGUUGGUGAGCGCAACAUUCACAUUUGGCUGCACUCUGGUGACUCUGCAGGCCACUGUCGCACGCACUUCAGCUGAUUGUCAUGAAAGCAGGCUGAGAUUAUAUGAACUUUGUGACAUGACAUGUUGUCCUGCUUAAAGUAGCUAUUAAAAGAUGAGUAAAUGAUAA
Molecule: messenger RNA, 1699 nt
Organism: Pelmatolapia mariae (spotted tilapia)
Lineage: Eukaryota; Metazoa; Chordata; Actinopteri; Cichliformes; Cichlidae
Gene: chchd4a
Product: coiled-coil-helix-coiled-coil-helix domain containing 4a
Exons: 3
Coding region: 138-590 (150 amino acids)
Biological process (GO): protein import into mitochondrial intermembrane space
Cellular component (GO): mitochondrial intermembrane space
Molecular function (GO): protein-disulfide reductase activity
Source: RefSeq, a predicted model, not a curated record